This is a messenger RNA of Triticum turgidum subsp. durum (durum wheat), 1542 nucleotides long. The record is from the annotation of a GenBank genome assembly. Lineage: Eukaryota; Viridiplantae; Streptophyta; Magnoliopsida; Poales; Poaceae.
AUGGAGCCUAACAUGGGGCAAGCCCUGGCUGCCGUCCUCAUACUGCUGGUGACCACGAGAGUGCUAUGGUAUCUGCUUUGGAGGCCGUAUGUUGUGGCCAGGUGGUUCGGGCGGCAGGGCAUCCGAGGUCCACCUUACAGGUUUCUGGUUGGGUCUCUGCCGGAGUGCCAAACGAUGCUGGUUGCCGGGAGAGCCAAGGCUCUGGACACCAGCUCUCAUGACUGCAUCGCCACCGUGCAACCCUUCUUCCGGAAAUGGGCCUCCCAGUAUGGUAAAACAUUCCUGUACUGGUUGGGGCCGACACCAGCCCUUUGUUGUACUGACAUGGAGCUUGUGAAGCAAAUGUUCACCGACAGGACAGACGUGUUCCAAAAAGAAUACUUGAAUCCGAGCCUGGACUCAAUUCUAGGGAACGGGGUCAUAUUUGCAAACGGAGAUGACUGGAAGCGACGCCGCAAAUUCGUCCACCCGGCUUUCAACCAGGAGACGAUCAAGUCCAUGUCAACAAUAGCGUGGGAGUGCACACAGCAGGCGAUGGAACGGUGGUGUGCCCAACUGCAAGGGCGGCAGCAAGCCGAGAUAGACAUGAGGCACGACUCCGACGAGAUAGCCAUGGGUGUCAUUGCACAAGUGAUGUUGGGCAAGGACCACGAGGAGGCCCGGGAGGUGUUCGUCGCCGGAAGGGAGCAGAUGGAGAUUGCCGCAUAUGCGUUCGCAGAUCUCCCGUUACCUGGAUUCAGGUACCUGCCGACACGUCGCAACCGUCGGACGUGGCAGCUCGAUAAGCUCGUGACAAGCAAGAUCUCGCACAUCCUAAAGGCACGACUUGCCAGCAGCGUCUACGAAGAUGACCUGCUCGGGCAGAUGCUGCAGCUGCAGGCAUGUAGAAGCAGCGCCGAGACUCUGAGCACCCGGGAGAUGAUCGGCGAGUGCAGGACUCUAUUCGCGGCGGGGUACGAAACCAGCGCCAGCGUCAUAACUUGGGCGAUGUUCCUGCUCGCCAGCUACCCACGCUGGCAGGACAUGGUCAGGGAGGAGGUCGCACGGGAAUAUCCUGCUCACCAGCUUCCCCCGGUUGACACCCUUGGCAAACUCAAGCUGCUUGACAUGGUACUCCUGGAGACGCUGAGGCUCUAUGGCCCCCUAACUUUCCUGCAGAGGAAGACCAUCUCGGACACCAUCCUCGCCAACACGAAGGUGCCGAAAGGAACGAUGAUAUCAAUCCCGCUGCUGAUGUUGCACCGGGACAAAGAGGUCUGGGGACCCGACGCUGACGAGUUUAACCCAAUGAGGUUCCAGAGUGGCGUCUCGAGGGACACCAAGCUUUCACGCGCGCUGCUGGCCUUCUCAUAUGGGCCGAGGGUCUGUGCUGGGCAGAACUUCGCCAUGGUCGAGGUGCAGAUCGUGAUAGCCACCAUCCUCAGGAGUUUCUCCUUCUCCCUGUCCCCCAGUUACGUGCACAAGCCCAGCAAUUUCGUCACCCUAUUGCCCAGGUACGGGCUCCCUCUCAUCGUCAGGAACCUGCAGCAGCUGACUGGGUGA